AAGCGCGAACGGGCGCCAUCGCUAUCACUGUCACGUCGUGUAUGUACGAGAGCAUCGUCUACGGCUUUUGUACUCUGACGCGAGAAGCAUUGCGUAAGCUUUUCUACGAGACGACCAAACAGAUAAGAGUCCUUGAUCGCGAUUCGCGAUAUGGAGAGUGGGAGAGAUAGUGGUGAAGCGAACGGCGCCGCGAAGGAAAGGUCAUCGUCAGUCAUCGAUACGCCCAAGUCGGAGGAGGAGGUUACCGUACGCUGCGACGAUACUCAGCAGGACAGCAUCAUGGGUAAGCACCGUGACGAGGACAUGGAGGAAGGUGUGCAGGAGCGAAUGCUCAAGGAUGACAGCACCGCGAAGAUCACGUCCACGGAGAAGAACGAUGCCGAGGCAAAAUUUAUCUCUGAGAAUGGCGAUGCCAAGAUCGAUAUCGAAAUGGUAAAGCAAACUCUUUCUGGAAUGGGCAAAGAAGAAUUGAUGAAGUUUGCUAAUGACCCAUUCUGGGUGAGACUGAGAUGGAUUUUAUUCAUUGCUUUUUGGUUGCUGUGGGCGGCCAUGUUGGCUGGUGCUAUAGCCAUUAUCGUGGUAGCCCCAAAAUGCUCAGUACCUGAGCCAAAGAAAUUGUGGGAAGAAAGCCCAAUUAUUCAGUUGGAUCCCUCAGAUUCUCCUACCGCUGACUUGAAAGGACUAGAAUCUGUACUAAAUGACGUGAAGAGUCAACAUAUCAGGGCUAUAUCUCUUUCGUCACUGGUGAAGGAAGGUGCAAGCGGUGGAACUGAAGAUUUUAGAAGCAUCAAACCCGAAUUAGGAAACGUUAGCGAUUUGGAAAAUCUUAUUAAAGUAGCACACGAGAAGGAGCAACAGAUCUUCUUGGAAUUGGAUCCGAAUCAUUCCUCCGUGGAUCAUCCAUGGUUUCAACGAUCUGUAGAGAGGCAGGAUCCAUUCACAAAUUAUUACGUAUGGGCUGAUGGGAUAACCAGAUCAGAUGGCGGGAAAGAAAGACCGUACCCUCCGAAUAACUGGCUGAGCGUUUACGGCGGAUCCGCGUGGGAGUGGAAUGAACAAAGGGGUCAAUACUAUCUCCAUCAAUUUAAUAAGUCGCAGCCUGAUUUGAAUUACAAUAAUCCAGAAGUGGUGACAGAGUUUGGAGACAUCUUGAGUCAUUGGCUGAAACUAGGGAUAAGUGGUUUUCGCCUGGCGAACACGCAAUAUUUAACGGAAGAUCCACAGCUCCAUGACGAGUCCAGGAGCAUUCUUCCUGUGGAAGCGAACACUUAUCAGUCGCUGACACAUGUCUACACACGUGAUCGUCCGGAAAACGCAGCGGUGUUAACUAAGUGGCAAGAAAUUGUUCAUAAUAAAACCAACGGCCAAGGAUUAUUCGCGUUGCAAGAUGACAUCGGUGCAGAUAUAUUGCAAGUUUACAACGAGAAAAAGAUACUGAUCGAUUUACCGCAGAGCUCGCACUUCCUCACCACUAUGAGUGCGAAUGUAAACGCUACAGUGCUGCGUAGAAUUAUAUCACAAUGGCUUUAUAUUGCACCGUGGCCUGCCUGGAACUUGAAUGAUAAACAGACCACUUUGAGGCAACGUUUGCCCGCUGAUAUCGCCGAUAGCAUAACAUUGAUGACAAUGUUACUGCCGGGCACACCAAUUCUCCGAUUAGACGAUGUUAUGUCUGCAAAGGAGUCGUUUGCAACAUUGUCGAAAGCACGAAGUGGUUUAACGUUCCUUCAUGGGGAUAUGAUGAAUAGGAUAAUAAACGGAACUGUCUACGUAUAUACCAGUUGGUUAAAAAGUGGCAAUCCCGGGUAUCUGGUCGCGUACCAGACUGCAGAAGAAUCAGCUAUCAUAGACCUGUCCGGGAUAUCGCGAAUAUCAGAAGAAAUCACUGUGUUCGCCCACAGUCCCAAUUACGUUCAAGACACAGAAGUUUUCAAGACAAAGUUGCCAUCAAAUAGAGUACCCAUAUCGCCGAGGAGCACGUUGGUACUGACAUUCGUGCCGAAGGAAUAAUUAUGAAGAAUGCUUUUGAUGCAAAAACGAUAACGAUCUGUGUGCGAUUGCGUUUUUGCUUUGAUAGAAACCGAGUUUUGGUCGAUGUAUCGCUUAUAUCAAGGAGACUAAAAUUACACUUAUUGGGUUCAUCGGAGAGUCUCUGCAGAUUUGUUUUUAGCAAAAUUCGAACGCAAAACUUUGUAUUAAGAAUUGAUACAAAGUUGCUAAACAAGUCCGUACCGACUUUCCGGUCAACCUUGAUAUAUUGAAUUUAGAAUGCACAAAUUCUUUGAUCAUUAUCCGCCAAAGAAGACAUUGUUUGCCGAAAAUCUAACUAAUAUUUGUACAUGAACAUAUGGAUUAUUAUGUUUAUUGACAUCAUUUGUUAUAUGAAAACAAUAUUCGUAUAUAUGUUUGGAAGAAAACAAGUGAUUAAAAAGAUCUAUAAAUUUGUGCGUUUAUAUAUUCAUUGUAUUACGUGUGCAAAUAAUAUAAACGAUUUUGUGUCUUGAUGUGUAAGUGCAUGAUGAAAUAUAUGUAUAUGCAAACA
Molecule: messenger RNA, 2542 nt
Organism: Ooceraea biroi (clonal raider ant)
Lineage: Eukaryota; Metazoa; Arthropoda; Insecta; Hymenoptera; Formicidae
Gene: CD98hc
Product: CD98 heavy chain
Biological process (GO): L-leucine import across plasma membrane; carbohydrate metabolic process; phenylalanine transport
Cellular component (GO): apical plasma membrane; basolateral plasma membrane
Molecular function (GO): aromatic amino acid transmembrane transporter activity; L-leucine transmembrane transporter activity; L-alanine transmembrane transporter activity
Source: RefSeq, a predicted model, not a curated record